Colletotrichum chrysophilum is the source of this 1431-nucleotide messenger RNA. RefSeq lists its product as uncharacterized. NCBI's taxonomy places the organism in Eukaryota, Fungi, Ascomycota, Sordariomycetes, Glomerellales, Glomerellaceae. The transcript has a single exon. The coding region runs from base 1 to 1431 and encodes 476 amino acids. The record is from RefSeq and is a predicted model, not a curated record.
AUGGCGAAACAACAAAUUUACCACCUUCGCCCUUGCGGGUGGGAAAACGAUCCCGAAGAAGAGAAAUUCAAAGUCUCUACGCUCGACUAUCUCACAGCGCAAGUCUACUGCAACUAUGCCGUUUUCUUCCGGCUAUUAGACGAGGCGAAGCCUCGAGUUGUCGAAAUCCUCAAGGCUGGUCUCGAACGGACCCUCGCCCAAGCACGGCAUAUGAACGGCUCCAUCGAGAAAGAUCCCGAGGGCGGUCACUCUUUUACCAAGAGAAAGGACAGCAUCGUAGCCUUCCAUGUCCAGUGGCUUGACGACCCUUCUGACGCCACGAAAUACCCAUCUUUCGACGACAUCCACCAGGCAAACUACAACGCCGUCACACUUGGCGACCAGAGGCUCUGGAGCGUCCAGCCCAUGACAUACGGCGAAAAGCCUGAAGCCUACCCAGACAACAGCCCCGUAAUCUCGGCUUUCAAAGCAAACUUUGUUCGGGGAGGCCUUGUCUUCAACAUGCACAACCAUCACUACGCCAACGAUGUUAUGGGCUGGGCCGGCUUCACACAUCAACUGGCAGAAAAUUGCUACGCCAUCGUCCACGGCACACCGUUCCCCUCUUGGGAUCCAGCUUGUAACGAUCUGUCCCGCCUCACCAAGCCCGAUCCCCCUGAGGAGCUCAGAGUCAGCGGUCGGCCCCCUCCAGAGCGCCAUCCAGGCCACAAAGGCGGCGUCGAUCUCCUCUAUCAUCUACCCAAGAGUAAGGCAUCGAAGCUAAAGGAGCUCGCCAAGCCCAAGGACGGCACGUGGAUAUCAACGUACGAUGCAUUCGCCGCCUUCCUCUGGCGGCAUACGGUGCGUGUACGGGCUCCAACCUUCAAGACGGACCCAGACUCCAAGAUCUUUUGGUGCGAGCCUGUCGAUAUGCGCCGUCGAAUGCAUUCCCCGCCACUGCCAGCUCGCAUCCAGCAGAACGUCAUGUCCGUGGCGGCCACCGCCAGUGCGCCGGUCGAACAGCCAACCGCGAAGGAACUCAUCUCUGAGUGGCCGCUGGAGAGAGUGGCUCGAUAUAUCCGUCAAUUGACUGACAGUGUUACCCAGGAAGGCUUGGACAAGAUGCUCGAGCAGGUUGCGCUGGUGCGCGAGAAGGCGACUAUGAACAUCCGGAUUGAUUCCUUUCCACCAAUGUCAAUUCUACACACGGAUCACCGUGAUGCCAACAUUGUGUCUGCGGAUUUCGGCUUCGGGAAGCCUUCCGGUUACAGGCAUUUGAUGGACCAAGUGACUGAGGGUGUCGUUGUGAUUUAUCCUCCUCGCGACCCUUCUCCGGAGUCAGACGAGGGCCCGGAGUUUGCCAUCUCUUUCGAGAAGGAUCUGGCCCACUUGCUGCUUGGAGAUCCGGAAUUCAAUGAGUAUUUCGAGUAUCGUGGGGUUGAUAUCGAAUAG